AUGCAAUAAUUUUUUAUUAAUGAGCUUCAAAAGAAACCAAUUCCUGAAAUUUUAAUGAUACAAUUUAUUUAAUCACCAUAGUUUAUUGAAUAAAUAGAAUUAAUGAACUUAAAUCAGAUUUAGUAAUAUUUACAAUAAUUAUCGAUAUUGAUCUAAGAAUAAAAUGAUUAAAAAAGUUGGGUUUAUUUUGGAUUAUUAUUGAGAUAGAUGUUAAAUUAAAGAAAUUAAAUGAGCAUUGAAUAAUAUAAUAGAGAUGUAAUAAAUACUUUUGUUUUGAUAAUUCAAAUAAUGAAUAUUCAUAUUACUUCUUCUUAUAUUGAAUCAAUUCUAUCAACAUUUUAUGAAUUUAUUGAUAGAGUAGAUGAUCAAUUUUGGAUAUUUCUAGCAUGGUAAUUCAGAAACGCUUCAAAUAAUAUAAAUUAAUUAGAAUUACUAAAAUACUUAGUAAUUUCGCAAAAAUAAAGAAAUGAAUUUUUGGAUAUUUUAAUUUUAAAGGUUAAAAUUGAAAUAGAAAAACCCAUUACUAACAUCUUAAAUUAGAAAGUUAUUUUAUCUUCAUUAUAGAUUGUCUUAGAAAGAAACCCUUAUUAAAUAAUAUCAUAAAAUUUAUUGAAUUAUAUGACUUCAAUUUUGGUUAGUGAUUAAAUGCAUAAAAUACCAAUUAAAGAUUGUUAUUAUGUUAUUGGAAUGAUUGAUUAAUUUUUUGAACAUUAACAUUUAGUAUAAUGGGAUUUUAAAUAGUAUGAUUAGUUUACACACUUUUUAUUUUCAUAUUUGUUAAAUUAAAUUGAGCAAAUAAAUAUGCAAGUUUUUAAUCAUUAAUGUAUAAAUAAAGAGAUUUAAAAAGAAAACUUCAAAUUGCUAACAAAAUUGUGUUAAAAUCAUUGUUCUUUAAAAUUAUUUAAGAUUAAUAAAGAAAAACUUUUACAUUUAAUUUUUUGUUUAUUAUCAAAUUAUAUUGAAUUCUAUAAUGAAGUAUAAAAUGAAGAUAAUCCUAAUGAAUUAAUUGAUCUUAUAAGUAAAUAAGAGAGUGAUACAUAUUUGUGUUCAAUUGUGAGAUUAUUUGUGGCGAUGUGUUCUUAUGUUCGGCAAUUUACAUAUAUUGGAUAUCUUCUUUGUUCUUAGGUGUUCAAUACUAUUUUUUAAGUAGAUUUAUAAUAAAUCAAUAUUAUUAAAAACCAAAUUUCAUUUUAUUACGAUCCUCAGGAUAUAAAUACAGUAAAUUAAAUCAUUAAAUUAAAUUAAUCAUUACCAAUUACUUAAUUAUAAUCAUCUUUGAUUUUGCUUACAUCAAUGAAAUUAUUCAUUGUUGAGUAGGAUUUUACUCUAAAAAAUCUUGAAAAUUUACUUAGGAUUCAUUUAAAUAAUUUAACUUCUUAAAUAGGUAAUUCAAGUUUUAAAAUUAUAUUUAUGCUCUUUUUGCAAAAAUACUAAAAAAAGAUAUUUAAAUAGGAAUAGGAUGAAGAUUUUAACAUUUAAUAUUUAAAAUACAUAUUGUAAUAAAUCACAAAUGAAAAUAUUGAAAGUGCAACUGCUGUUUCUGUUUUUCAGAUGAUAACUAAAUCCUCAUCUAAUUCCACCUUAUUGGAAAAUUUAAUUUAAGGCUUAAAUCCUUACAUAUAAAAGAUUAUUUCUACAACAACAGAUAUUGAUUUUUUUUAAUCUCUUAUAAAUUUGGCAAAAGUUCAUAAAUAUUUUUUUUAUAAUUAUUCAGAGAGCUAUCUUAUUGUUUUAUAGUAGAGAAUAAUUAUAGAAAUAUAAAAUUAAAAUAAUCAUGCUGUUAUUAAGAUGUUGUAAACUUUUAGAGCAAUUUAUAAAAUUUGGCCUUAAGAAGAAACAUAUAAUUCUUAAUUGGAUAUUUGGAAAUUGAUAACAUUUUUGCAUCAAUCAAAACGAAAUUCAUUUGAUGAAGAACUUAUCGAAAUUUCAAAGAUAUUUUUAAAAUAAUAUUGUAAAAAUUUUGAACUAUUAUAAUUUUAGAAGAUAAAAACCAAUACCAAUUUGUUUUACUAUUUGUUAUUUAAUAAUUAAAUUUGUAUGUUUAGUAAGCUCCCUAUAUAAAAUUUUUAGCUGCUUUGAAUAAGGAAUAAUGCCAAUUUAUAGCUCAACAAAUGCCAUAAUUAAUGUAUGAUGUAAUAAAUCUGAUUUGUAAUAUAGAUUUUGAUAAUUUGUUUGAAGUGUAUAGAAAUAAACUAUUUGAUCAAAAAGAUAAGGAAAGUAUGUAGAAGCAUAUCAUUAUACACAGAUUUGUUAUUCAAAUAAGAAUGUAAAAAUCUCUUUGAGAAUCAUAUCAAGUCAACUUAAAAUUAAAGUUAAUCUAUAUUUUUAAUUUGCUAUCUAUGUAUGAGCAAUUAAGAAGAAACAGAAAAAUAUCACGAUUAUUUAGUGAAUCAAAUUUUAGAAAUUCAAGAGCGCGAUGUGACUCUGUAAAAUUAAUCAGAUAUUUUUGAUUGUUGUUAUGCUUUAAUAAAAUUAUAUGAAUAUACUGGGGAGAAUUUUGGAAAAUCUCAAUAUCAAUACAAUCAAAAUAUCUUUUAUAAGUUAAUUGAUCUUUUGCAUUCAUGUUUAUUAAUUGAUGACAGAUAAAAUGAAUAGAAAAAUAUAACUUUAAAUGAAGUUUAUGGGUUAUUUUAAAAAAUGAUUAGCAAAAUUCAAUCUAAAUUACUACCUAAAUAUUUGGAGGGAUAAUUUGAAUAUGAAUUUAAACUACAAUAAUUAAUGUAAGCAAAAGCAUAAUUUGGAUUAAUAAAUACAAUAUACAAGUAAUUUAAAAAAUGA
Molecule: messenger RNA, 2778 nt
Organism: Paramecium sonneborni
Lineage: Eukaryota; Ciliophora; Oligohymenophorea; Peniculida; Parameciidae
Source: the annotation of a GenBank genome assembly